Messenger RNA from Ceratina calcarata, 1140 nucleotides. It is a transcript of the gene Pef, whose product is annotated as penta-EF-hand domain containing protein peflin. The coding region runs from base 297 to 854 and encodes 185 amino acids. The transcript has 4 exons. The record is from RefSeq and is a predicted model, not a curated record. Gene Ontology annotation, molecular function: calcium ion binding. Lineage: Eukaryota; Metazoa; Arthropoda; Insecta; Hymenoptera; Apidae.
UGGUAAUUCCAAUGCGCAUGCUCCAAAAAUCUACACGUCAAGCAUAAAAGCACUUAUUUGUCAACAACUUAUUUACUAUUUCGCAAAUAAAGUACUUUCGAUUCUUAUAAAUUCAUAACAGUAGACAAUAGUUCUCUUUUAAAAAAUGAAUAAAAUGACAAACUGUUGACGAGACGUCUACUGGCAUGAUGUAAUGGUGUUACGUGCACGUACAUACAACACAUACUAAUAGUUUAGUGAUGCAGCAAUUGAAUACACGUUACAAUUAACUUCGACAAGUGACAGAAACUAUAAUCAUGGCCUACCCGAAUGCAAUGUAUGGGACUACUGGUCCUGAUGUACAAGUAAACCCAGAGGUACAGCAAUGGUUCGCUGCUGUUGAUAGAGACGGUAGUGGAAGAAUUUCAGCUAUAGAAUUAAAAGCUGCAUUGGCAAAUGGACAGGGUGGCACAUUCUCAGAUACUGCUUGCAGACUUAUGAUAGGAAUGUUUGACAAAGAAAAGAAUGGCACAAUAGACUUAUACGAAUUUCAAGCUUUGUACAAUUACAUUAAUGCUUGGCUCGGUGUCUUUCGUGGCUUUGAUCAUGAUAAUUCUGGAAGUAUUCAAGAGACUGAAUUGAAUGCAGCGUUAACACAAAUGGGAUAUCGGCUAAGUCCAGAUUUCGUCUCAUUUCUUAUAAAAAAGAGUGAUCCUACUGGUCAUUCUUGCAUUACAGUCGAUCAAUUUAUUGUGUUGUGUGUUCAGAUUCAAAGAUUUACAGAUGCUUUUCGAGAAAGGGAUUCUAAUCGGGCAGGAGAAAUAACUAUUGCAUUUGAAGACUUCCUAGCUGUUGCGCUUAAUUGUAGCGUGUAACAAUUUGCCUUCCUUCAGUGCUACGUACUUCAUAGGAAAACUGCUUGCACUUAAAGCUAUUGUAUGAAACACACUUGUACCUUAUUACUUUUAAAGAGACACAGCUAAGCAUUUUUUAAUCAAAGACACUUUUAGAAUAAACGUGAACAAAUGUAAGAUGAUAUUUUAACUAUACAAUGAUAUACAGGUAUUAGCAUUGUAUGGUAGUGUACAAUCUGAUUUAAUUUAUCUGAUAUUCUAAACAUUUUCUAAUAUAAAAUAAAGAACGCUUACAAACGCUCUUGUA